Messenger RNA from Salarias fasciatus (jewelled blenny), 2565 nucleotides. It is a transcript of the gene parvb, whose product is annotated as parvin, beta. Bases 118 to 1203 code for a protein of 361 amino acids. NCBI's taxonomy places the organism in Eukaryota, Metazoa, Chordata, Actinopteri, Blenniiformes, Blenniidae. Gene Ontology annotation, molecular function: actin binding. Gene Ontology annotation, cellular component: actin cytoskeleton; focal adhesion; cytoplasm. The record is from RefSeq and is a predicted model, not a curated record. Gene Ontology annotation, biological process: lamellipodium assembly; substrate adhesion-dependent cell spreading; establishment or maintenance of cell polarity regulating cell shape. The transcript has 13 exons.
GUCGUGCCUGUUUUUUUUCUCCAUCACCUCCACCCGCCACAGGGCGGAGUGACCGGGCCAUAUCGCAGCGCGCACCGCCGCACACACACACACACAGAGACACACACGCACUGAAACAUGUCCGCGACUCCGGCCGCGUCCGCCAACAAAAUGAAAAAGGACGAGUCCUUCCUGGGGAAGCUAGGAGGAACCCUGGUCCGGAAGAAAAGGUCCAAAGAGGUGAGUGACCUACACGAGGAGGGGAAGAAUGCCAUCAACGCUCCUCUGCUUCCCGCCGGGACGGACAUCCAUCCCGAGGACACACUGCUCGAGGAAAACGCAGAGAGGGUCAUGCUGGAUCCAACAUCAAGGGAAAAUCUGAAAUUUAAAGACCUUGUGAAGGUCCUGAUUGACUGGAUCAACAGCGAGCUGGAGGAAGAUCGGAUCAUUGUGAAAGACCUGGAGGAGGACUGUUACGAUGGACAAGUGCUGCAGAAGUUAUUUGAGAAGCUGUCGGGCAGGAAGCUGAACGUGGCGGAGGUCACUCAGUCGGAGAUCGGCCAGAAGCAGAAGCUCCAGACGGUUUUAGAGGCCGUCAAUGAGAUGCUGAGGCCUCACGGCUGGACUAUUGAGUGGAGCGUGGACUCCAUCCAUUCGAAGAACCUGGUGUCGAUAGUUUACCUGCUGGUGGCUCUGGCCAUGCACUUCCAGGCCCCCAUCAGGCUGCCCGAGCACGUGUCCGUACAGGUGGUGGUGGUCAAGAAGAGAGAGGGCAUCCUGCAGACUGCCCUCGUGACCAAAGAGCUGACCAGCACGACAGAAAUGAUGAUGGGCCGAUUCGAGCGAGAUGCGUUUGACACUCUGUUGGAUCACGCGCCAGACAAGCUCAACGUGGUGAAAACGUCUCUCAUCACCUUCGUCAACAAACACCUGAACAAGUUAAACCUGGAAGUUACAGAGCUGGAGUCUCAGUUUGCAGACGGAGUGUACCUGAUUUUACUGAUGGGGCUGCUGGAGGACUACUUUGUCCCUCUGUACAACUUCUUCCUCACUCCUGAGAGCUUCGAGCAGAAGGUCCACAAUGUAGCCUUUGCGUUUGAGCUGAUGCAGGACGGAGGCCUGAAGAAACCCAAAGCCAGGCCAGAAGAUGUGGUCAACCUGAACCUGAAGUCUACGCUCAGAGUCCUCUACAACCUGUUCACCAACUACAAAAACUCCGAGUGACGUUUCCCAGUUUGCCGUUCCUCUGAACGCUGCACCGGCGUGAAGCGUUACGGCCCGGACGUCGCAGGAGGCCGACUGGGACUGAAAGUCGCCGUAAUGUAGGACUCGGAACACACCCGGGGGGGGGGGGGGGGGAACGAGCCAGAGGAAGGCUCUGAAUGUUAGUAUUUAAUCUUCCCCGAAUGUCAGUGUUUAUUUAUUCCUCUCUGGGAUGUUAACCGCAGCGCAGGAAGCCCUGCAACCUUUAGCCCCGCAUUUGAAUACACAGGAAAAUGUUAAAACUGGGAAGCAGUUUUGAUAUCUUCUCAACUAAUUGCUUUUCCCCCCUGAAUAUUUUAAAGAGCUAAAAAUACUGCUAUCAGUUCUAUAUUCUCUAUAUGUGCUCUGUAUAAAUAUUAAUGAAAUAGCUCGAUAUUUUGGGGAAAUGUUAUUCUUUCUCAAAGUAUUUGAGGAGAUGAUGGACUUCUCUGCUCAUGUCUGGUGGAGGCAGAAUGUCUGAAGCCAGGUCAGUUUAUUAUCAUGUACCACUUUAUGAUCGCAACGUGACUGCAUUACUUUCACUUUUUAACAGAUAUCUCUGUGUGUUAUAAUGUAUUUUACUGAACAAGAGCUCCUAAAAACCUCACGUGAACUUCAAAUGUUUAGAACAUCAAACCAAAGUGGUCGUUUAACGUUGGAUAUUUGAAAUGAAUGAAAGUAAAAACUACUGAAUCUGUAGUCUGAAAGAAACCCCUGAGGUGCCUUUCAAAAACACUAAAAUACUGAUACACAACAACAAAAAUAGUUUUUUCUAUGAUGUGUUUUUAACCUCUUUGAAACAAUUUAGACAUGGAUAAUGUUAGAAGUAUAAAUAAAUACCCCCCUGGUAAUAAUCAUCUGUGGUGAUAAAAAUAUAAAGUGCCCCUUUAUUUUAACAGGAGAUCAAUGUAAAUGAGACUAUUUAAAGUAUAAAGUAACACUGCUUUUUUUAGGUUGAGUCUGCACGUGCAGCUCAGGUGUAUUCCUCUUAUUUUCCUCCCCAUUGUCCUGUAUUCCGCUGCUCCCCACCCUCGUCUCAGGAUAUGCUAAUCAGCAUCUCAUUAUCACAGGCUGAAAAAUACUCAUUAGCAUUUUGACUAAGAGUUGAAUUCGGUAAAUUGGUACCACCGCUGUGUUUGUUUGCAGACGGUCAGCUUAGCUUCUCACUCAUCUCCAUCUUACCGGCACAUCAAAGUGCACAAAUUAACAUGUCAUAUUUAUUUAAUUAGACCAAAAAAUUUGUGAAGAUCUUAGAAAAAGGAAAAAAAAAAAAAACACAUAAAUGAACAUAUUUCCGAAAAAAUAUUAACCUCAGAAACUUUGGGAUGAUAUAAUACACUGUGU